Messenger RNA from Striga asiatica, 573 nucleotides. NCBI's taxonomy places the organism in Eukaryota, Viridiplantae, Streptophyta, Magnoliopsida, Lamiales, Orobanchaceae. The record is from the annotation of a GenBank genome assembly.
AUGUCAAUAGAAACACGCGGCGGAGUCCGGCGCCGUGAAACUCCAUCGCAGCAGAAGAAUCGACGGAAACCACCAGAUCGCCGCCGUGCAGAUUCUUUCUCCAAUCACCGGGAAUGCAAUGCGAUUUUCCGUUGGCUCUGUCAGGACGGAAGCAGGGGUAUUGCAUAUUACGUGGAUUUCCACGUGGAGAUUUGUAAGUGGUUGAGUUUAGUCGUGGCAGAAUCUGAUUGGUCUAGAGGACGCAAAACCUCUUCAUGUCGACAUCUUGAGACCUGGCGCAUUGGUCCUCAAACGCGAUCUGGAUCUGAAUCAAGGGAAAAACGAGUUCGAGCAUACUCAGAAGCCGAGCUUCAUGCAGCGCUUGGCAUUGUAGCGAAUGGUGUUGCCGGUGCGGAUCCAACGCAAUUGGUCGAGCGGAAGCUCUUGGUAGUCAACAGGUACAACUCGGAUAGCGCCCACAACAAGAGUUACACACCAAAAAACUUGUGUCGCUGCUACAUGAAGGGUAACGCUCCGCGAUGGGAAUCAAUACAUUGUGGUCUUCGCUCUGUGACGAAUCAUUAUUCCGCAUGA